AUGCCAAAGAGUGUUCCUACUGAGCAGGUUAAUCCCACCUGGCCCUGCUGGGCAUUCAGCAGCAGGCUUUUUUCGGGGAACCCUGCCGUGGUUGCUGUGAGGUGCAGAGUUAAGGAUGAAGCGGGAAUCCCGGGUAUACUUGUUGGAGUUUCUGUAGAUGGAAAGGAAGUCUGGUCAGAAGGUUUGGGUUAUGCUGAUGUAGAGAAUCGUGUGGUAUGUAAGCCGGAGACGAUCAUGCGAAUUGCUAGUAUUAGCAAGUGUCUUACCAUGAUGGCUGUGGCUAAGUUGUGGGAAGAGGGGAAACUGGAUUUAGAUGCUCCGGUGCAGAAAUACGUCCCUGAAUUUCCAGAAAAAGUCUACGAGGGUGAAAAGGUCGCUAUUACUACGAGACUGUUAGUUUCACACCUGAGUGGGAUUCGUCACUAUGAAAAAGAUAUUACAAAAGUAAAAGAAGAAAAGGAAAAGGCAAACAGAGCAUUUAAACAAACAAAGCCCUGUCAGGAUAAAGAACAAAAAGAAGAAGGCGGCAAAGGGAUUGAAAAGACUGAUUCUGUCAAACAGAGGAAAGAACACGAAGGUGAGGUAAAAAGCCGAAACUCAAAACCUGGCAGGAGAGACAAGGAAUUUGAGCAAGAGGAAUAUUAUUUGAAGGAAAAAUUUGGAAGUGUGAUUGAGUCACUGAAGAUAUUUAAAAAUGAUCCCUUAUUCUUUAAACCAGGUAGUCAGUUCUUGUAUUCAACGUAUGGCUUUACUCUCUUAAGUGCUGUUGUGGAAAGAGCUUCAGGACAAAAAUUUACAGAUUAUAUGCUAAAAAUGUUUCGUGAUUUGGAUAUGCUAUCGACUGUACUAGAUGACAACGAAGCAAUGAUAUAUAACAGAGCAAGGUGUUACGUUUACAACAAAAAGGGACGGCUGGUAAACGCACCGUAUGUGGACAACUCUUACAAGUGGGCUGGUGGUGGCUUUCUGUCAUCAGUAGGUGACCUUCUCAAAUUUGGAAAUGCCUUGUUAUACAGUUAUCAAGCCGGACAAUUUAAAAACACUCACAGCAAACUUCUUCCUGGGUACCUCAAACCAGACACAGUGGCGAUGAUGUGGACUCCAGUGCCAAAAACGGAAGUAUCGUGGGACAGGGAUGGUAAAUACGCAAUGGCUUGGGCUGUAGUAGAGAAAAAACAACAAUGUGGCUGUUGCAGACAGCAGAGACACUACGCAUCGCAUACCGGUGGUGCAGUGGGGGCAAGUAGUGUCCUCCUGAUUCUUCCUGAAGAGCUGGACUCGGACACUAUAGAUACUGGGCUGGUGGCACCACCUAGAGGAGUAAUUGUUAGCAUUAUCUGCAAUAUGCAAUCAGUUUCACUCAACAGCACUGCCUUAAAGAUUGCGAGGGAAUUUGAUAAAGAAAAAUGGGCACAAUAUAUAGAUUAAAGAAAAGAGAUACGCAUAACUUAACUCACUGUGCUGAAACAUGAAAAACAAAUGGAGAAGGGUGUAAUUGGACUUGGAGAUCGCUAGAAUACAUGAAGAAAAAGCAUCCAAAAUUCACUUAAUUAACUUCUGCUAGUGGUGCUAAACUUACAUGUAACUGGAAUUCAUCUCUCAGGGAAGUUCCUAACUUACAGAAAAGGAGAAUGUAACAGUCAAAUGUGAAUUCCUGUAGUACCUGUGUAAAUUACCAUUGUAUUAGCAGGUUUUUUUUCUCAUCCAGUCAAGCAUUUGACCAAGAUUAAAAAAACUAGCAUCGGUUUCUUGCACUGAAAAGUACAACAAUAAAUUACCUACCUUAAAUGUUAAACUUUAAAAAAAAUUCACAUCUUGAUUAGAGCACACACAGACAUUAUUCAUUAUUCUCACAGUUUCAGUCUGCCAAACUGUUCAGUAUUACUUUUUACAGAAUAAUAGUUUUACUGUUUUUUAUAUUUUCACAUAGCGCUUUUCUUACUUGCUUAAAAAGCAAAAAAAUGCAAUGAAACCCAAACCUUGAAGCUGCAUCCAGAAUGCUGACUUAUAGCAGAAGUACACUUUUGUCAGAGCUGUGGAUUGUUAAGAAUUAGAAAAGAAUGAAGCUAGAGUAAUGUAAGUAAAAAUCUAUUUUUUUGUCAUUUAGAUGUCCUCUCUCCCAUUUUUAUUGGACAUAGAGAAUGUGUGAAACUAGUUUACUGUGAAAUAAGGGUAUUAAUUCUACAGUCAGAUAUGCCUGAAUAGCACAACAUGGUAAGCUGUCAAACUGUCUCAUUGUUUUUGAAGGAUACACAUGCUCACUUUGGUAGCCAGAAAUGGCACUGUGUUCUGUAAUGCAGUUAUUCCUUUAGAUAUAGGAAUUAGGAACUCAAAUAACUCUACUUGAAGCCAGUAGUAGAAAUUUCACUGAAUUUCACUGAAUUUUUAGAGUUGGAAGGGACCAUAGAGAUCAUCUAGUCCAACUCCCCUGCUGAAGCAGGAUUGCCUGGAGCUAGAGCAUGUUACUCAGGACGGCAUCCAGGUGGGUCUUGAAAAUCUCCAAGGAAUGGGACUCCAUGACCUCCCUGGGCAGCCUGUUCCAGCGCUCUGUCACCCUAAAGACCCUUCAGGAAAGGUUUGAAUACUUACCUCCUUGCACUGCUUGGCAGCUCUGCCUCUGAAUUUAAGGAGCAAGAUGACAGGUGGCAGAAGUUGGCCUUACUUGCCUCUUUCCCAAAUUAGUGCUUCUAGUAUUAACUUCAUCAUUGUUACCUACCCCAUGAUGAAGCAUCGUGCUGUGGGGUCUGUUCCCAGCAGCCUGUGGUAACAUUUUAUUAACUAAGACUGACAGACCAGGAAAUUUAGUAUUUUGAGGUGUUGGUGUUAUACCUACAUUUUUAAUUGAAGGGAGUAGGACUGGUUUAGUACUUUUCAUGAUUAUAAUCAUUCUUGUGCCUUAGAACAGUACGAGCUUAGACCUAAACUAUUUGCUUGGGUUUUAUGGCCCACUCACCAAUCCUUCACUUUUUCAUUCACUAAUGAUGGAUUGUCUUUCUCUCAAGGGUAUCAAAUCAGUAGAGACAACAGAGAGAACCCUUCUGAACGAACUUUGCACUUGGUCAGGCAGUAAAUUAUCUACUCUUCCACUGAGGUCUUUAAUAGUGUUUGAGAGCUCCAAUACAGUUGUACCAGAGGUGAGCAGUUUCUACAAUAGCAACGUAUGUUUUUUUUCCCAGUCCUGAGCAGCCACCAGCUGGGUAGAUGUGCAGCAGCAGAGGUUAUUGCCCGUUUUACACAAGGAACAAGAGUAAGUAGCUCUGAGUUGUUUUUGUGUUGAAGAAUAUGUGAGUAAAAUAGACCAAAUAGACCAAAAAACAGUGUUUUAAAUAUAGAAAAUCUAAAAAGUAAUACUGUUAUUUUAAAACUUACACUUUUUUGCAAAUGGUAUUUAUUCUUGCAAACCAUUUUGCAUACUUGACAGAAAACAAGUAUUACUCACUGACCGUUGUGUUUGGAUUUAGAGAAAGAUUCAGGGUGUAGAAGGCAUAGGUUUACCAUUAUGCUUGCCUGCACAUGACCAAACACUAAUAAAUGUAAAUAUUUGAAGUGUGAAAGAAAAAAAAUAAUGGUAAGAAGUGUCUGAGGCAUUUCUAACACCAAGAUCUUAAUGACAGUGCCUAAUUUCCCUCAUAGACUAUGUUUAGCCACCAACUUUUUAUGAACAUACCAUGUUCUUUAUGCUGUAUCUCCUGUAACGUAAGGCUUUCAAAAAAACCCUCUGUUGUCACAUAUAUGGUGUUGGAGAUGCUAUGAUGUCUAAAUUUCAUCUUGCAGCACCUGGACAAUAUGGGUCACUGACUUUCUCUGAUUUGGUAUUUACUUAAUCAUAAGUCCUUACGUUUUAGGGUAGAGGAAGAGAAGGCAGAGAUACAGGAGACUAGGAAUCAAUCUGGCCUUAGCAUAUGUAUUCAGGUCACAAGUGAAUUAAUAUUGCUAUUUUGAUCUUUAUUCUGAAAGCAGUUUUUUGAUGGACCAGCAUUAAGUGUGGGAAACUAGUCAAUUAAGAGCAGCUUUCAUAAGCUUGCUCUUACAUUAACCUUUAUUGUGAAAGCACAGUUUGGCACUGACAUAAAGCUGUACUUUUCUUAAAAUGCAUGUAUACUAAAUUGGUGCAUCUAUUUCUGUAUCAACACCUGCUUUUUGCAUCUGAUAAUUAUAAGUGUUCACUGUUUCAAUUUACUGAAAUAAAACUUACCUUGCAAAUGCAACAAGUUGUAA
This is a messenger RNA of Calidris pugnax (ruff), 4218 nucleotides long. It is a transcript of the gene LACTB, whose product is annotated as lactamase beta. The record is from RefSeq and is a predicted model, not a curated record. The transcript has 7 exons. Bases 1 to 1428 code for a protein of 475 amino acids. NCBI's taxonomy places the organism in Eukaryota, Metazoa, Chordata, Aves, Charadriiformes, Scolopacidae.